Lucilia cuprina (Australian sheep blowfly) is the source of this 2448-nucleotide messenger RNA. It is a transcript of the gene Mapmodulin, whose product is annotated as acidic leucine-rich nuclear phosphoprotein 32 family member A. The record is from RefSeq and is a predicted model, not a curated record. The transcript has 10 exons. Bases 1051 to 2235 code for a protein of 394 amino acids. Gene Ontology annotation, cellular component: nucleus. Gene Ontology annotation, molecular function: histone binding. Lineage: Eukaryota; Metazoa; Arthropoda; Insecta; Diptera; Calliphoridae.
AGAAAACAAAAAGAGACAAGAAUACACAAGUUGUUUUUGUUGUACAAAUGGCGGUUCAUUAACAAAUUGAAACGCUAAACGAACUGAAACAUAUGUGGAAAAGUUAAAUAGUUGUUUAAAGCAAGGGAAUAAUUUGGAAUAGGGAGAGUGAUGACAGAAAAAGAAACAAUAGUAAAAGAAGGUGGAAAAAAAAGACCGACACAACGACAAAACACAGAAGAGAAGCGUGUGUGUUAAUUUAUAAUUUUUUGUGUGGUGUUACAAAAGGCUAGAGGAAUUAUUAUUUUACAGAAAAAAACGGCAUAAAUUCAAGAAAAUUUAAUAAAUUUUUGAUUUUGUUAUUGCUUAAUGGGCAAAUAAGAAAUUAAAUAAAAAAAGUUUAAAAAUUUAAAGGAAAUUGUGGGUUUUUCACUUUGAAAAAAAAAGCCACAAAAGACUAGAAAAGAGGAGGAAAAUCUUAAAACCAUUUUCUUCUCUUACAUUUAAGAUAGACAUUGAACUUGUUGUAAAGCAGGAAAUUUACAAAAAAAAAAAAGAAAAAAAAUUAAAAAGCUGCCAACAUAUCAACGAGCGUGCAGCGAUCGAUUGAUCAUUAAGUGGUUGGCAGAAGCAGAUCAUCAUUACCCAAACCCAGCAACAGCCACCCAGAAGUAAUACAUAGUAGCAAAUAUUUUCUGCUCUAUACACGCACAGACACAUAUCGUCGUCUCAUCCAAAGGAAGACAAACACUAUCCUAUCUGUUUGUCUAACAAUAAAAGUCCAAACAAGAUUUAUCAUUAAACAUACGCACUUUUUUCAAUAUUUUCGCCUUCACUCAACACGUACGCAAGGUGCGCGGUUUAAGCGGCCAACAUUUAGUAACAAGUUCUUGUACAACAAAUCAAAAGCCGCCAACCACAAUAAGUUUCUUGAUCUAAAAGAAAACUUGUAAAGGAAAAAUAUUAUCCUUUAUAUUAGCAAUAGCAACAUAAUUUUUAUUAUUUAACUGCAACAGCAGCAAAAAUAAGAAAAUAACAGCAGCAGCAGCAACAACAACAACUACAGCAAAUAUGGAAAAAAGAAUAGAAUUGGAAAGACGCGCUCGUAAAGCUAAUCAAAUUACAGAAUUAAAUUUGGACAAUUGCCGGAGUACAAGCAUUGUUGGCCUUACCGAUGAAUAUACAGCGUUGGAAUCACUAAGUCUAAUUAAUGUUGGCCUUACAACAUUAAAAGGUUUUCCCAAAUUACCCAAUUUAAAGAAACUGGAAUUAUCAGAUAACAGAAUAUCAAAUGGCCUCAAUUAUUUGCAUACUAGCCCAAAAUUACAAUAUUUAAAUUUAUCCGGUAAUAAAAUCAAAGAUUUAGAAGCCUUAAAACCUUUGGAAGAAUUUAAACAUUUAGCCAUAUUGGAUUUAUUUAAUAAUGAAGCAACACAAAUUGAAAAUUAUCGUGAGAAAAUUUUUGAAAUGUUGCCUUCAUUAAGAUUUUUAGAUGGAUUUGAUUGUAAUGAUGUCGAGGCGCCUUCAGAAGGUGAUGACGAGGAAGACAAUUUAAAUUAUUAUGAUAAUGAUGAGGACAAACAAAAUGCAUUCACUUUAAAUGGUUUAGAAAUUGAUUUGGAUGAAUUAGAAGAAUUUGAAAAACGUGUCAAAGCUAAACGUGAAGCAAAAUUAAAGCAGCAACAAGAAAAUAAUGUUACUACAAAUGACCAAACAACGGUCAAUAAGACGGACAACAGUGCUGCAACUGAGUUGGCAGAAGUUGAUGAACUAGAUGAAUAUUUAAAAACUUUAAAAUUAAAAGAACAGAAAAAUGAAAAAGAGAUAACAUCUACGACAAAUACUACUAAUACUACUGAUUCCACAAUGAAUUCUUCGAACAAUGUAGGAACGUCGGCAAAUUUUGUUCUUUUAUUAUAUUGGUUUUUAGCCAUUUUAAAUUUAGCCAGUGCCACAUUUAGUAAUCAUGACAAUGAAAGUGAUGAAGAAAAUGAUAGUGAAAUGUAUGGCAGUAGCGAUGAUGAGGAUAAUGAUGUAUCAUUAUCUGAGGUUUAUAAUGAUGAUUUAGAAGAGGAUGAAGAUGAAUGGGAUGAAGAAAAUGCUGCUGAAAAUGAUGAUGAUGAAGAUGAAGAUAGUGAUGAGGAUGAGGCCAAUGAUUCAGCUGUAGCAUCAAAUGCUGAUAAAGAUGCUGGCGAGGGCAAUGCUAAUGCCGAAGAAACCCAGGCACGGGGUAAGAAAAGAAAGCAUGAGGGUUAAAACCAUAAACUUUAACAAAUUUUCGGUUAAUCAUCCCGUUAUUUUCCAUGUGUUUUUCUUUUUUAUUAAAUCUUUAUAUACAUCGUCGUUUUUAUAUUAAUGCAUCAUAAUUUUACUUUAUACAAAACAACCAAUUAUAAAAAAGAAGAGAAAAAAAAAACAUUUGCAAGUUUUAUUUUUCGUAUAAGAAAAGCUGAAACAAAAUCAAAUUAA